Molecule: messenger RNA, 1240 nt
Organism: Zingiber officinale
Lineage: Eukaryota; Viridiplantae; Streptophyta; Magnoliopsida; Zingiberales; Zingiberaceae
Product: derlin-2.2-like
Exons: 6
Coding region: 182-907 (241 amino acids)
Biological process (GO): endoplasmic reticulum unfolded protein response
Cellular component (GO): endoplasmic reticulum membrane; Hrd1p ubiquitin ligase ERAD-L complex
Molecular function (GO): ubiquitin-specific protease binding; misfolded protein binding
Source: RefSeq, a predicted model, not a curated record
CUCGUGGUUCGCGUUGAAUCGGUGAGAAAAGCUCCUACGGCAAACGAAUCUAGUCAUCAUCGCCGAGCUCGAGAGUUCCCUUGUUCUUCUCCUCUUCGAUUCUUACUAUUCGUUGAAAGCUUUAGGGUUUCCUUUCCUCGGGGUUCUGUGAUUAGGCGGGCGAGAGCCGGCGACCUGCGAAAUGGCACAAGCAGUGGAGGAUUGGUAUAAGCAGAUGCCCAUCAUCACGCGGUCGUACCUUACCGCCGCCGUAGUCACCACCAUCGGAUGCACCCUCGAGAUCAUAUCGCCUCACAAAUUAUAUCUGAAUCCUAUUCGCAUAGUUCAGAAGUAUGAGAUAUGGCGCCUCGUCACAAACUUCCUGUACUUCCGGAAUAUGGAUUUGGAUUUUCUAUUCCACAUGUUCUUUCUUGCUCGAUAUUGCAAACUUCUUGAGGAGAACUCCUUCAGAGGCAAGACAGCAGAUUUCCUCUACAUGCUGCUGUUUGGGGCAACUAUUUUAACUGGGAUCGUUUUCAUUGGAGGGAUGAUACCAUAUUUGUCUGCGACCUUUGCAAAUAUAUUAUUUCUCAGUAAUUCAUUAACAUUCAUGAUGGUUUAUAUUUGGAGCAAGCAUAAUCCUUUUAUUCACAUGAGUUUCUUGGGCCUCUUCACGUUCACCGCCGCUUAUUUACCAUGGGUUUUACUUGGCUUCUCUAUUCUUGUUGGCAGCAGUACGUGGGGUGAUCUCCUGGGUAUGAUUGCUGGUCAUGCCUAUUACUUCCUGGAGGAUGUUUAUCCACGAAUGACAGGACGCCACCCCUUAAAAACUCCUUCAUUCAUCAAGGCGUUAUUCGCAGACGAGACUGUCGUCGUGGCUCAGCCAGGAAAUGCAAGGUUUGCUCCUCCGCGAGAUCAUCAAGAUUAACAAUGAGCAGCACCAACUGAAAGCCUUUGAUGGGUACUUUCGUUGAUCCAGCCACAGGCAGUCAAUAUUACAUAUCAAAACCUAAUUGUGAGUUGAUUGUUCUGUCACCUUCCUUCCGGGAGCAUUCCCAUCAACUAAUUUGGUUUUCACCAGUGAAAUGAUAGUCGUGUUAUUCAAUUUCAUUAGUAUCACAUAUGAAUUCUAUGCCUAUUAGUGGAGGUUUAUGACAGUGAAAAUGUUUGUAGAAAUUGAAGUUUCUUGGUCUUGGUUUUUUGAGAGAUACAAACCUAGUUUGUAAAAUGAAGUGGAAUCAAAUAUGCUGAAUUGCUGUAA